UGUCUGCAGACUGACUGGGGGGGCCAGCGGACCCUACAGAGGAAGUGGACCUCGUUCCUCAAGGCCAGAAUGGUUUGUUCGGUCCCGGAAUACGAGCUGCACCUCAAUAUCCUGCGCAGUGUGUUUGUGCUGCAGGGUCGGGACGCUCAGAGCAGCAUUUUCUAUGGCGUCUUUGGCCUUGAGUGGAAGAAUAUCAAGGCCUCUGCGAUCUGCCAGUACGCCUUCUCAGAAGUGCACAAGGUUUUCGAGGGGCCGUACAUGGAGGUGCAGGACUCAAAGUGGAGGGAGUACACGGGGAAGGUGCCCGAGCCGAGACCUGGAUCUUGUAUGACAGAUGUGCACCGGUCCCAGGGCAUCAACUCGUCUCGUGAUCUCCCAGACAAUGUCCUCACCUUCGCCAGAAGGCAUCCACUCAUGGCCGGCCAGGUGCACCCAGUGGGAGUGCGCCCCCUCUUGUUCAAGAGGAGCGUCAACUAUGUCAAGAUAGUCGUGCACAGGGAGCCGGCACUGGAUGGAAGCAUUUAUACCGUCCUGUUUUUGGGAACUGAUGACGGCUGGCUGCACAGAGCUGUGGACAUCAACGGAGAUGUGCACAUCAUAGAAGAGCUGCAACUGUUUGACAAACCUCAGCCCGUAGAGAGCUUGGUCAUAUCCACAGCUCAGCGGAGCAUCUACGUGGGCUCACACUCUGGAGUCGUGCAGGUACCGAUGUCAGCCUGUGGGAGAUACACUUCCUGUUAUGACUGCGUGUUCGCCAGAGACCCGUUCUGCGGCUGGGACGGGAGGGCGUGCGUAGAAAUAUCUUCACGUGCACAGAGGUCAAACAUAACUCAGGAUAUUCUGCGGGGGAUCAGAGGCUGCAGAGAGAAUUUAGGAAACGUGGUCCAUCGGCGGCGUUCUGUGAUGUCGGGUGACGACGUGCUACUACAGUGUGAAUUACGCUCCAACCUGGCGGCGCCACGCUGGACUCUGAAUGGCAGAGAUCUCCAGGGGUACGACCUGAAUUCGGGCUACCGCAUCGGCACAGACGGCCUCCUCAUAAUCGGCGCUCGUGCCCAGCAGAGCGGCUCCUAUCGCUGCUUUGCCGUGGAGAACUCGGUCUCAGUGCUGGUUUAUCUUUACACAGUCCAGGUGCACACAGACCUGUACUACCCCGUGGAGCCCACAGCCACCACCAACCCCACCACAGUCUCCAGCCCAACAGUUUUCUCCGCCAGCGGCCCCACCGAGCAGCCCCUGCCCUCGCCUCCCGCCCCGCUGCCUCCAGGACCUGCGUUCCAGACCUACAGACACAUGGAGGCCGUGUACAUUUCCCUGGUGGCGGUGCUCGGAGGGCUUUGCCUGGUGUUGAGCGUGGUGCUGCUCUAUGUGAGCUUCUGCACCAGACGGGCCUCCAGGGGCCGAAAGUUUUCCGAGCAAGAGCUGCAGGUCCUGGGCGCCUCCGAGAGAAAAAGGAGCUCCCAUUUUGAACUUAAAACCAUUUCCAGCCACUGCAACGGCCGCCAGGCGCGUCAGUCCAUCUCGAUGCCAAACUUUGCGGACAUCGGCGAUGGUUUCCUCCAGAUAGUUCCAGGUCAGGGCCACAUGUCUCCGACAAAAACGCCUCCUCCGGCUCCUCCUCUUCCGAUGCCACCUCCACUUCCCAACAUGGACUACGCCAACGGUCUGUCGGCCACUCUGCCCAGCGUGCUGAGGAAGAUGAACGGGAACAGCUAUGUGCUGCUGCGGCAGGCCGACCACGAGGGCAUGUCGCCGCUCUACCACUCCUUCACAGAGGAGCUCAACAGGAUCCUGGAGCAGAGGAAACACACACAACUGGACCUGGAGCCUGACGAGAGCUCCAUCUAGGACGUCCCUCUCAGUCUUUGUCCCACAAGUUAUUUAUUUUUACCCCAACGUUGACCCGUAGUCGUGGGGAGAACUGACUGGAUGAAACGCUGCUGUCGGAGCACCUGAGGUUGGUGUCCUCCCCCGAUCUGAAGCGACGAAUGGCCCCAUGAUUUCACUUCAACAAUGGACAACAUUAACCAGAGAUUGAUCUUCGAUUUGGCCAAAGACGACAGCUCAACAAAUAACCAUGAGGAAGUAAUGCUGCUUAGUCGCUUCACACAAAGCUGCGAAAUGGAGCAAAGGUUAAAAAAUAAACACGGUCAGGAGGAGAUCACUUCUUCUUGAGCCUGUGGAAGUGCUCGGGACGUUUUUUGGUGUCAUUUAACGUUAACCCUCUAUGGAGCGUGAAGUAACACUUCCUCGUAACGUGCCUGAUCCCGUGUGUCGCAAUGAGGACGUUCCUGUUUUUGUCCAUUUGUUGUGGUUCCUCUGUCUGGAGGAAGAAAAGCUUGACUCAUCCGCAGUCGCAGGACUGGACUCAGAUUCUCAGAGUCCUUAUCGUCUGAUGGUCAUAAUAACUUGAUUGAGCUGGAUUUUUUUUCCCCUCGAUGUCGGACGUCCAGGGUUUUUUUAUGCGAAAGAAUAAUGUAUGGCAACGUGUACGAACUGUUACUCAAUCCAAAACAAGAAAUAAAACACUGACGGCCAACUCGCCACAUCUGACAACAGUGCUGACCGUUGCUUCUUAAAAAUUGACUAAUCCCCCAAAGUGCGACAACAGCAAAUUAAAGAACACAAUGGCAAAACAAAAGCAAAUACGAAAAUAUGACGAAUCAAGCUCACACGACGCCGGUUUAACAAAAACACGACGACAACUCUGAAAAACAGUAAACCACUUCUGCAAAUCGUCCAAUCAGCAUCAGUCCUUAUCAAUAAGAGCUACACAGAAGUUAAUCCUGUGUUUUCUGAUGUGUUGUUGACUCAUUUUCGUGAAUUCAGUCGGAUUAUGAGACUCGUUUUUCUGUGAAAGAGCAAAAACAGUUGUUUCAAUCCCACAGUGAAAUAUGGCUUUUAUGUGGAGCAUCACUUUGAGAGGGCAGUUCUGUUACCGUGCAUGACUCAUCACGUGUUGCAGUUUGUUCACACCGCUCUUCUCUCGUCUUUUAUUCACAGUUGCCGCAGUGAGUAGAAAUGUGUUGUGUCAGUUCCAGUAGAGGUUCUGGAAGUAAAUUUUCUCAAUUGACGUAUCAGAAAAUCCUUUCCUGAGUCUGGAACCAGCUACAAGAUGAAUCGUGACUUUAAACAUUCGAUUUGGAGCAAAUGAAAAAAGGGCAAAGGUACAAGACUGUGAACAUAAUGACUUAAAGGGUUAAAGGAACUACGCAUCCCAUAAACCAUUGCGAACAAUUCCUUUUCAACAACUUCCACUGCUUCUUCCUGAAUUUAACCGUGUUUGUAGUGAUCUUCAUCUCUCCGGACUCUACGGAACCAUCCGAUACACAUGGUUAGCAUGGUGAUAAACAUUUCCAUGGGAAUGUCGAGCUCCACCCGUCAGAGACGUCACUAUUACAACUGAGGAUUGUGGGUAGUGUAGUUCUUCUCUUUGACAUUGCAAAUGAAACACGGUCGAUAUCAUACGGACUUGUGGUUUCUUCAGGAGGAUAUAAUAUCGUUUCAGUCUUGUAGCUUCUGCUGAGUCUACUUUGGAUGGUUAAAAUAUUACGGAUGAUAAUUAAAACCUGGAUUUUCAGCUCUAAACGAUGAACGGUUUAUGGCAACUUGAAUAGUUAAAAAUGGCGGUUUGAGGUCAGGUGGAUUGAAUUCGCCGAAGUUCUCAGUAGAUCAGGAGACGGAGAGGAAGCCACGACACGCUGACAACAAGAAUACACUUUGCUACUUGCUAUUUUUAUAUUUAAACACGUAAACAUAUUGUGUCUUUUUCAGACUGACGUCCUGUUUCUGGACGAUUUUUCAUUACACCUUUCAGAUUUUCCCCCCGAGACAGAAAGAUGACACUUAUAUUUCCGGGCGCUGGAUUCUUUCAGAACAUUAUGUUACAAAAGAAGAGAAUAAAUGGAAAUGACAGAUUUGUUUGUCCUCUGCCGGUGGCAAGUUUCCCAACCAGCGAGGAGAGGACCUUCACAAAAGCCUCCUCAGUGUUUACCUGACAUCAGAGCAAUGUUAAAACAACGCAAACUGCAGAGCGGACAGAAUUUCUCUGGCAAGACAAACAGCGCUGUGAUUAAAUACAGAUAUAACGUGGAGAGAAGUGGCUGAAAUGAAUCUCUGCGUAAUUUGUAAACGUGUCACGGCCAAAUAAGAAUCCGUCUUUGCAGCAAAGCCUUGAAUCAGCUCUUGCAGCGGCAGCGGCGGCUCGGCAGCAGCAGGCCUCUCCGGUGACUCACAGCGUGCAUCUGUCAGGGAGGCGCUGACAGUAACGGCAGCGUUUGGCUCACCUCCACCGGGAGAGGACGGGGGCGUCUGUCUGUUUGCAUGGGGCAAUGUCGUCUGUGCAGGUAGAGGAGGACGGGAAACACUUGACCUUCAUGUCCUGGUGAGACGUGGAGGAAUCGGACGAUGAUGAAACGAGGCAGUUUUCAGUGAUCCUCUAGUUUUUCCUUGAAAGCCACUUUAUUAUGAACCUGCACGGAUUCAUGAUGGAGGCGAUGCACUCCGGUGGUAAAUGUGCUGGUGUGGAUUGAGAAACCUAUGGUCGGCCUUUGUCAGCUUCACCUUGACUUCUGGUGUAUGAGGCUGUUUUUAAUUAAGUGAAGCAGCCGGUUGGAUAAGAGCUGAAACGUCUCUUUAAAGCAAAUUCAAACUUUAAACUUAACUUUUGGAUGUUUUUCAACAUUUUCUUGAUUUAUAAAUGAAUAAUUCAUGUUUCUUGAUGAAAAAAAUCAGACAAAUUUAGGGGACUGAUAUUUAUGAGUGCACAGAACCCUAAUAAGAAUCUGGAUCUAGUGGAUUUCAGGAGCAAAUAUGCAUUUUACUGAGUAUUUGUUUGUCCAUUCAUCAUUUGAUCAUGUAAGAGAGGAUUUAUUACAAAUAGAGAUUCUUUUUAAAAAUGUAUAAGCUUCAUUUCACCACUCGACUGCCAGAGAUGAUGUAGACACGGAAACAUCUUAUGAUCAGGAAGAUUAAACUUGAAGUAAAGUUUUCUACGCAGCUAAAUUAGCUUCAUUCACACAGUUAUAAUAAAUAUUUUCGUCUUGGCUGUAUCAUGCGGCAGAGUGUCCACUGCCACUGUCUUCACAUGUUCAGAGUGGAAAAGAAAGAAAGAGACUAUAUGCAGACGACCGACUUUUAUACG
Molecule: messenger RNA, 5143 nt
Organism: Paralichthys olivaceus (Japanese flounder)
Lineage: Eukaryota; Metazoa; Chordata; Actinopteri; Pleuronectiformes; Paralichthyidae
Source: RefSeq, a predicted model, not a curated record